UGAUAUUGUGUCACACGCGAAGUUCUUUAGCAUUUGCAGAAUGGAUUAAGUGUAUUUCCAGGGGAAAAAUCUGGUUUAUGGAGUAACAAAUUGAAUAAUUAUAUAUGCCGGUUUUGUUUUAUAAUUUGUGUAAAUUAUUUAGCACGUGAACAGGUGCGCUUUUAAUUGUCACCAAAACAAUGUCAAAUUUAAUGGCGGGGUGUCCCAAGACAAUUUUAUUACACACCUGUGUAUUAACGUGUGUAAUAUUAAUUCAUGGAUUUAACUUAGAUACAAGUAUACCAGUAGUUAAAAAAGGACCGGAUAACAGCUAUUUUGGAUUCUCAGUUGCUCAACACCAAGAAUUAAAGAAGUUUAAUGCGUCUAGAUUGUCAGACGAAGUAAUUGGAAAUUAUAUCCUAGUAGGAGCCCCAAACCUCAAUAUUGCCCAGUCUAACGAGAACAACACGGGCGGCAUUUUCAAAUGUAAUGCCCUCUCAACGUUAACCAAUGAUUGUCAACUACUGCUUCAAGAUGAAUAUGCCUCUAAUUCCCAGAAGGACCCAGGUCGAGAAAACCAGUGGCUUGGGGUUGUCGUGCGGAGUGGAGGUGCUGGAAAAGGGGUCGCGGCUUGCGCUCAUCGAUACAAAGAGAUCAAGACGAACCCUUACAAUAUUUACGGCCUGGGCUCAUGCUAUCAGCUCUCCCAGGACCUCCAAUAUGAUGCGGCAAUGGGCAUCGGUAAUCUACUGACUCCCUGUAAGGGCCUCGCAAAGUCGAAGGAACACGAGGAAUAUGGAUUUUGUCAGACGGGAAUCUCCGCUUAUGUCACAGAGGAUGAGCAUCUGGUUAUGGGAUCUCCAGGAGCCAUCAACUGGAGGGGCAUGUUGUCUGAGGUUGACGUGGCUCCGACUUUCGCCAUCAAGCGCAUGUACCGAUCGCCUACUAUAGAUUCCGACCCCGUGUUACCCCCUGUGCCACUGAUCUCAUAUCUAGGUUAUUCCUCGGUUGGCGGGAAGUUCGACAACACGGACCGCAUGUACUACGUCUCUGGUGCACCCCGCAGUUUUGCAAAUGGUCAGGUUGUCUUCUUUACUGAGAUGACAAGCGGGAAUUUCCUCAGUUAUGAUCAGAGUCAGAUUUUGUCAGGAGAGCUGCCUUUCUCAGGAUUUGGACACGAAGUACUCGCUGUUGAUCUCAACAAUGACGGCUAUGAUGACCUAGUUGUUGGCUGUCCGUAUUACUUCAACGAGUCUGACUCCAGUAUUAGGGUCGGAGGAGCGGUGUAUGUCUACAUUGGCAAUGGGGACAUGAUCACCCAGUACACGAAGCCCCAAGUCAUAAAGGGGCGUACUGUGAACCAAGAAGAUUGUAACGCUCUCAAAUGUCUACAUGCCCGGUUUGGCUUCAGUCUGUCCCGAGCUGGCGAUCUUAAUAAGGACUCGUACCAAGACUUUGCAGUGGGUGCCCCUUAUGAGGGGAGUGGAGCUGUAUAUAUCUAUCAUGGCUCAGCAAAGGGUGUUAAGGAACCUUUCUCACAGCGUAUCUAUGCAACUGAUCUAGAAGAUGCUACAGGCUGGUCAACAUUUGGCUACUCCCUGUCAGGAGGGAUGGACCUUGACCAGAACUCCUACCCUGACCUGCUUGUGGGCAGUUAUGUUGAUAAUAAGGUUGCCUUCCUUCGAACACGUCCCAUCAUUAACCUGCACUCAAAGGUCACCGUCUCCCCGGACAAACUCAACAUGAGCUCCAGUGCCCAUCGCAGCUGCUCUGUCGAUAGUUUCAUGUACUAUUGUGUGGAAAUCAAGCUUUGCCUGAGAUACACUGCUGAGCCUGUUGAAAGAUUUAACGACCCGGUUGACAUCAUCUACACCAUCACAGCCGAGCCCUCGCGGUUCAACUCCCGUGUACAUUUCCAUGUAAACCAGGACUACACACAGUCUGUUGAAGAUACAUUCAGGCUUCUGUCCCAGAGCCAGACAGGCCUUCCAGAUGCGAGAGAUCCUAAAUUUUCUUGUGUAACGCAGACAGCAUACCUGAAGAGCCAGUUCACAGACGUCUUAAACCCUAUCGAGUUUGGUAUCAGCUACAACCUUCCUGAGAGAACUGAGCCCAUUCCUACCACCUCCCCCGGGGCUCUGCCCGAUAUCAAUGAGCACCCGAUACUGGAUACAGGUCUUACCCAGGCAGAAACAAUGGUUAUCUCCAAGGUAAAGUUUGUUAAGAAGUGUGGCGAAGAUGAUAUCUGUCAGAGCAACCUGCUGAUGACCAUCGACCUUCCUGAUCUCAAGAAGAUGAACAACAAAUAUGUAUUGGAAAUCGGAGACCAGACUGUGCUUCGUGUCGCUGUAGAGGUUGAAAAUAAAGGAGAAAUUGCAUACCAAGCGAGUUUCUUUCUUGUUAAGCCAGAGUCUCUUGUUUGGAAGAAUUCUGUACCAGCACAGGGGGAAAUAGGUUGCUUUAGUGUCAACAGCACCUUGAUCGAGUGUAAUGAGUUCGGAAGCAAAGAGAUGGGGAAACCGUUGUUUGCUGGGGACAAGAAGAACUUUGACCUGUUCUUCCAGAUAAAAAAAUCUGUCAUGUCCACCGUCAGAUCAUUUGAGAUGACUGGAUUUGUGAAUACGUCUAGUGAAGAAUUAACCAAGGAGUCGGACACACUGGUCAUUCCAAUAACUGUUUUUGUGAACGCUGAUUUACAAGUUAGUGGACAAAGUGAGCCAGACAGUGCUAUUCCUUACUCUGGUGAUAUUAGAGGGGAAAGUGCCAUGGAAAAUGAGAGAAUGAUAGGACCUUCGGUCAACCAUACAUUUACAGUGUACAACAAUGGUCCGGGAACUGUGGAAGCAUCUGAAAUUACCAUUUUCUGGCCCUACGAGGUCCAGAGCACAUACCCACAUGGAAAACACCUUCUCUACCUCAUGAAUUCACCACAGGUUAUAAGUGGAGAUGCUACCUGUUUUGAUCAGCCUGAGAUUAUCAAUGUUGUCGGAAUUGAGGAGGACUAUUCUACCAAUAAACGACCUCGUACAUUUCUCGUCGAGGGCUCAUCGGGCGAUCCAGGCUACACUGUGCAAAAUAAGCGCCGUCGUCGGGAGGUGAAUUCGGUCGAUAACAAACCGAUGGAAGUGCGUGAAGAGGAGCCCAAAAUAGGAGAGGCCCGGGAGCGGAAAAAUAUUGCUCUCUUGGAUUGUGAUAGAAACACAGCCAAAUGUUAUGAGAUUCGAUGUAAACUAGGCAUUUUAGAGCCUUAUAACAGUGUGAAAAUUCGUCUCCGGUCCAGAUUGUGGGAAAGCACAUUGCUUGAGGAUUUCCGACAUGUAGAUGAAGUUCACAUACGCUCAAAGGCGAAGAUAUUUAUCCGACCUGAGCUGAAUGUUUUACAAGAGGAUACCAAAAAUGAUGUCACAUAUGCACGGACAGUAGCCAUCCCAAGUAUUCGGAUUGUACAAGAAAAGCCGUUGGAAUGGUGGAUCUAUGCCCUCGCUAUUCUGGGAGGUCUUGUGCUGUUGGUGUUGCUUGCUCUUUGUUUAUGGAAGUGUGGUUUCUUCAAGCGACAGCGGUAUGAUAGUAUGACAACUUACAAUGUAAAGGUGGAGAAAAAACGCGAUAUCAAGAACCCAACACACAAUACAAAAGUGGAGACCCAUAAAGACUACAUAGAUGAAAAUGAAGUGUUUCUCAAGCAUUGAUGAUAGGAUAAAAGUUAAAUUUUCAAACAAUAUAUCAAAUCAAGUAAGGCCCAUUUCCAGUCUAGAGCUGUAUUACAUGCAAAAUAUUUUUUUGUUUACAAUUUUGUGUGAAAGUGGACAGAAACUUAAAAGAAAAUGUACAUUUCUUUGGGAAUAACUUUUGAAAAAUGUGGAAAUUAUUUAGACAUCUCAAAAAAAUGUUGGGUAUCCUGACAAUUUAUGGGAAAUUUAUCAAAACUUUAUUGAUAAAUUACCGAAAUUUAUGGUAAAUCUACUUCAAAUCUGGUUAUUCUGCUGAAACUUUCUAGGAAAAAUAAACUGAAAAUAUAUGGGACAUCUUCUAAAUAUUUAUGGACAUUUAAAUGUACAUAACUGUUAUCCAUGAUUUUAAAAGUGACUUUAGAUUAUGUUUUUAAACCAUAUUUGCUCCAGAAAUUUAAGAUCUCUUUUUAAGUAGCGAGACAUGCCAAAACCGUUUGUUGAAUUAUUUUUAUAACUUUCAUUCGGUCUCAAAUAUUGGGAAAAUCAUUUAAAAACAACAAAUUCUUGAAUUAUGGUAUUAUUCAUGAUUAUUUCUUAUAAUUAUAUAAAUGUAGUUUUGGCACGUCCUUUUAGUAUAAAUGUUAGAGCAUAAUACUGUGCCUUAUAAGUUAUAGCUUCGGCCUUUUAUAGUUUAGUUAAUCAGGCUACUAAUCCAGAAGAGAAUUACCGAAUUUUACGAUAGAUAGUUUAUAUUCCAAUGAUAAAUUAAUACACAGAUGAUUAAGGGUGAGAAAAAUCAAUUUCAUUUUCAAAAUAAGAAUUUCAAGAUCUUUCUGAGGUCAACUUGUACAAUUUGUAAAAAAUUGUAAAAAACUUAACAUGAUCUUAAGUAAGCAGGCAAUAAUUUUAAACAUAACCACAUAUAAACUAUCAACAUUUAUAUUUGGUAGAUAUAUUUUAAAGCUGAUGUAAUAAAUAUAGGCGAGUAUUAUAGUGAAUAAUUUAAUAGGCUAAUUGCUUAAAUACUAGUCAGUUAUGGGAUGCUUAAUAGCUUUACUAUUGAUAUUUAAGUAGUCAUUAUGUAAAGAUUAAUAGUAUGUAGUUACAAAAAUAAAUGAUUGAUGUGAUGCAGUCGCAUAACCAUUUACUUUGUGGAAGUACAUUAUAAGAAUCUUUCUGUUUUUAGUGGUCUACAUAAUAUUUUGUAAACUACCCACUAACUGGGCCAGCCUCUGUUUAUAUCUGCUGUUAUAAUUGAUUUAAAUCAAUUACAGCUGACUGCUGAUUUAUUAAAAUAUAUUCAUUGGACGCUAAAGAAAUAUUGCCUUCUCUUUGGACAAAAUAUUAUGUUGACCACUAAUAUUUAAUAGGGAGUAUUACAUAAUCAGUAGAUUUGUUACUGAAUACACAAUGCAGCUUAAUGGUCUAUAUAAUUGAGUAUUCUUUUUGUAAGAGAAUAACUGGUACUGUAUACCUCUGGAAUAUUUCUUGGAUUUUUUUUUUAAAUAAAACUUUGUCAUGAUGCUUUCACUUCACUUUGUUCUAUAGAAUCAAGAGUGCUCAGUUAUAUAUAUGUGAGCAAUAUUUCAUUGGAAUAUUUUUGAAAGGAAAAAUCUAAAACCAUUGGCAUAAUGCUUUUAUGUAACUAUAUUUUAUAAUAAUUAUCCUGGCCAUUUUUGUUGGAUGUUUUUGGCUAUUUUCAUUUGAGAAAAAAAAUACAUGUGUAUAGUGCAACCCUCUCUGUUUAAUGACAUUAGGAAAAUCAUGACACAAUGUUCAAUUUAGGUAAAAAAAUAUUUAAAUAUGAGAUAUGUUUUAAACAUUCCAAUGUAUGAGUGUAAAUAAGAAUGGAAUUGCAUGAAUAGUUUUGGAGUUAUAAAAAAAGUCAGCGUAAAAUUUUAUCACCCCUCAGAUGUGUUUAAAGAAAUCUAAAGUAUGAACUAUAGCUGACACUAGAACGAUUCUACAGAAACAUACACACAAAGUACUUAUUCCAACCAAUUUGAAACAUGUAAGUUUUAAGAAUGACAAGGUCUUACUUAAUAUGCAUUAUAGUGCUACAUUGUUAAUUGUUGGGCCCGUCUAAGUGGGCCCAUUAAAGGCAGCCAAGCGCAAAACCUUCCAUAAACAAUUAUGGUAGUAAUAUACUUCUUGUACUGUUCAUUUGAUAACAUAAUCAGUGCUAAAGUUAAAAGAAAAUUGCAAAAUGAAGUGACAAAAUCUGAAACUCAUUUUGAACAAUUCUCCAUAAAGAAUGCCUGGUUCAUUGUUAGUGGUAUAAUACUACAUGAACUGUAUGCACUGGGAUUCAAAGACAUCUAAAAAUAGGUCAUUUCGAUUUUAGCCAGAAAUUGAAGAGGUUGGAUGCCUUUAAGUCUACAUUCCAAAUUGUAGUCAACAGUGUUUAAAAUUAACAUAAAGCGAUAGUUUAGCCAAUCAACAUUCUUACAUUUUUAUUACAUGUUAAAAUAGUACUAUUAAUUAUUGUAUCUAUAGGUUUCAUUUCAUUUCAUUUUAACAAUCUCAGACUUCAUUAAUGUUUUAUGCCAUUACUCUGCACAUUUUAACAACCUGUUAGGGUAAAGAAUAAAAUAUAUGAAUUAUACAAUCAUGUAAGUUGUGUAACUUUCCCUAAAAUGCCUUGUCUGUGAAUGAAAUAAGACCACAUGUAUAAUAUAAAUAAUACUGCUCUUCCCUUAUUAUAUAAUUCUGUAUAUAAUAUAAUUAUAUUUUCUAUCUAUGUGUACCGUUUAAGGGCUUUUUUACGUGACAGCAUUACUGUGUUGUUUUGUUUGUGUUUAUAAUUACAAUACAUUCAUCACCAUUUUAAGUGCCAUUCAGUUUGUAAAACCAAGUUCUUUUUAUCAUGUCCAAAUAAUUAUUUCCCAGUGGAAAAAAGUUAACUGUACAUGUCUUUAAUUGGUUUCAGGACAUUUGAGGGGCGUUUCAAAAAAGAUAUUAGUCAAUUUUAGAUUUUAAAUUAAAAUUACCUUAGUGUCAUAGUUUUUUUUAUUUUGAUACACUAUUUGUGUGAAUUGAACUUAACCAGUAUUAAAAUUGAACACAUAGUUAAUUAAAUAACAAAAAUCAACUUGAUGACAUUUGUGAACUCUUUCUACAAAUUUAUGAUUAUUGAAGUAAUAAAAAUCCUUGAUUGAAACCAGCCAUGUUCCAUGUUUUAACAUACAAGGCCAACUCUGAUGUAAUGGUGUUGUUGUUUUUUCAAAUCACGUGUGACUGUUUUUCAGAAUAAUGCUGCUUUUUCAAGUUAUUCUAUUCAAGUACCAGUCAAUAUUUUUGCAUGCACAGUUACUUUUAUUUCUCAGUUUUACAUGUUCUGAGGUAAACCUGCUGACUAUUAUAAUUUUCAGGAGCAGCUGUUUGUAAAAUUAAUUUGAUUGAUUUAAUUAUUUAGCUAUUGUAUGCAUUAUAAAAUCUUAGCUAUUAAAAACAAAUAUACUUGGAACAAUAAUUUCUACCUUAUCUGUUAUUGAAAUGUAUACACAGUUGAUAAGUACCUUUAUUUUGAUGUUUGAAUCAUGCUUUCUAUGUGUUUAUUGCAAAUAUUUCAUCAUGUAAUAUUAUUUUGUAUAAUUUCAUAUUCAAUGUAAAUAACAUAAUGUCACCGUUAUCAUUGUCAUGUUUUGUUUUCAUACUGUAAAUUCAUUACAUUAUGUAUAUACAUGUAUAUUUCGUGGAUUGAAAGUGUAAAGCAACUAUGUGCUUAUUUUUUCAAUGACACAUAGAAUGUUUUUGCUUUUAACUUCCAUUUGCAUCAUCAAUGUUACCCAGGUGCUUUAUGCAGCCUGCUUUGAGAUAACCAGUCUCCACAAUGUAAAAAGCUAUACCCUAUUGUAGUUUAGUCACCCUCUUCCCUACAGGACCCUAGGCCAAACACUACCCUAUUUUACCCUUCCCAGUAGUUAUUGAGUCACCUUAUUAGGUUUUAAGUCACCAAACCUUUUGAAUGUACAAUACAAACCAUGUGAUUCCAAUAUUAGUGUCAAACACCAAUUAUCCUAGAAUAAGCAGUAGCUCUAGCCUAUAUAAUAAUAAAUUUAAAAAAUGCCUUGAACUAUUGGCAAUUACUAUAGCCUAGCCUUUCUAUCACAACCGAUUGAUAAAUAGUUGCUAAAGCAAGUAUUACAUCUUGUUAAGAUCAUUCAGGAGAUGUUUGUUAAUCUAUUUGAUAUUGCAACCACAUGCUUUAUUUAUUUUUUUUACAAAAUACAAUCCAAUGAUUGGUCAAAUAAUUGUUGGAUUAACAACUGGUGGCUGGUCAAAUGUCCAUUGAUCUUACCAUUAUUAACAUGACCAAUGUUGAUGUCUUCUCUAAAUAAUUUCUGUAAAUCUUAUAUUAGUUUAUAGUAAUUUUGUAGACAUACAAUUAUGAUGAUAUUUGCAAAUGGGCAUUAUUGAUUUAUGCCAUCUGUAUAAUUCAAUUAAUUUUGUGUGUGUCAGAAACAGAAAUAUUUUGACAUAGUGAUUAAUAUAUAAGUAUAUUUUAUAAUAAUGAGAGAUGCAAAGAUCAAGUAAACAAAUUUGAGUAAAACAAAUAAAAAUACUCUACAUCUUCUUAUGCCUUCAAAGUAAAGUAUGGUAUUAUGGUACACUUAAGAACAAUCUGUCUGUAAAUAUAUAUGUUUUACUUUUUUGCUACAUGUCAGAGAAAACAAAAGUUGUCCAAACUGUAGAUUGGUCUAAGAAGAUACAUCUACACCUUGUUCUUGAGUUUCAUUUUGUUGAGAGUUUGGCGUUCUGUACACUUUCAGUAUAAUGACACAAAAAUGUACAUAAUAGUGUGUUUCAUCACACAUGAUUUUUUAUAGUGAAUUUGUUAAUUAACAGUGAUUUGCAUUUCAGUAUUUUUAAUCCUAAAACAUUCCAUGUUUUAUUCUGUAAUUCCUCUUCCUUACCCUUCUCAAAAAAAAAUACACUUUUUACCAAAACGCGCUUAAAACGCACUAAAAAGUGUAUUUUUCCUGCGUUUUUCUGAAAAAGUGUAUUUAUUCUGCGUAUUUUUAUGAAUAACUGCGUAAUAAGUGUAUCUUUUCUAAAUAAGUGUAUUUUUUCUGCGUUUUUUGUGUGAAUAAGUGCGUCUUUUCUAACAUAAGUGCGUUUAAGUGUAUUUUUUCUGUCAAUAAGUGCGCUUUUUAUACAGAAGUGCGUUAAAAGUGAAUCUUUUAGGUUUUCGUUUUCAGCAGAGUGCGUUUUAAGUGGAUCUUUAAAGGGAAAAGUGCGUCUUUUAUUUUGUUUCUUUUUUACCACCAAUAAGUGCGUUUUAAGUGCGUUUUUUAUUUUGAUAUUUUUCUGACCACCAGUAAGUGCGUUUUAAGUGCGUCUUUUUGUUAAGAAGUGAAUCUUUUACUUUUUUUUAAUAUUAAUGUGAAUCAUGCCCUUCUCAAAAUAACAUUUAUGAAAUACACACAUAAAUACAAGAAUAUGAAUGAAUGAAUGAAUAAAUCAACCGGUAAAUAAGCAUUUUAUUAUUGAUCAAUAUACCUUCAAAAUAAAAAAAAUAAAAUAAUGAAAUAAAAAGAAAGAUUAUUUUAAAAAUCAAAAAUAUAUUAUAAUUUUUUAUUUAUUGUGUAAUCAAAAGAACACAUUUUACUUAUAGGCAAGAAUCAAUUGCAUGUAAUUACAACAUUUAUAGAAUUAUUAUUCCUUAAGUUUCUUGUAAUGACUACCAAAUUCUUUGUCAUUUCCUUUCCAAUUUUACAACAUGCAUGAUAAGCCUGAUCUUAUCUGAUUGUACCAAGGACCAAUUAAAUCUCAGCAUUUAGGGAGCCAAUUUCAAAUCAAAGCUACUGGUAGCCAUUUUGUUGGGAUUUCAUUAAAAGAAUAUUGAUGAUGUUUUAAUUAAUAAAUGGAUUUUAAUACACCAAUUAAAACAAAUUAAUAUUAAAGGGAUUAGUGAAAUAAAAUAAUGAUCAUUAGAUCAGGUAAAUAUGAGUUAUGAUUAGAAACAUAACAAUACCACUAUUGGAUGAUUUGUGAUAAACUGACAUGUGAAAGCACUCAGGUCAUGGUAUGUAUUCUUUAUUUCAGUUGUUAAUUUCACUGUUAUGACACUUGACUACUUGUGGGACUUUUGUUUGUCAACUUUCAAUCUAGUGCACAUAUUUUAAUAAAUAACAAUGCUUUUGUAGAUAGUAGCUGGAAGUAGGAUUAUUGGUCCCAGAUAGUAGAUGUAGUUUUAAAACUCUAUGAAGAUGCACUUGUUUUUAUCCUUAUAUAUGUUAAUAUAAUAUUAACAUAUUAAGCAGAAAUUGCCAUGUUUCCAUAAAUAUGCACACUAGCACCUUUAAAGUUAUACAAAUGAUUACAGUGUUGGUUUUUGGAGGGGUCAUAAAACUGUCAUCUUCCACAUGGCUUACCAGUUAUUGGAAACUGGCCAAAUUGGGUCAAUCAAUUUAAGUACUAAUAAAGUCAUUACUUAUUUAAAAUAUGAUACCCUGUUUUAUUCCAGAGCUGUCAGGAAUCUCUAGAUUUGACAAAAAUAUAACAAAAGAUUCUUGAGACUGUCAUUUUCCAAUUUGUAGCUUACAGUUUCAUGAUUUUCUAUCAAUUAUUUUUGCCACUGAGUAAAAGGUUAUUUUAUUAUUGCUAAAUUUUACAAAUAUGUACUUGUUUGUCUGACUGUAAAUACAUUAUGUCCAGUUACAAGGUGUCAUGUUAAAUUAAUUAUGAGAUAUAUUUUUUUUUAUAUGUAACACAAACUCAUGUUUAGGAAAUUUAAAUGAAACAAAAUCAGUAUUUAUUUAUUCAAAUGUGUUCUAUUUUUGAUGGUUCAAUAUAUAUAUAAAUAAUAUAUUAAAAUUGUCCAUUUUUUAUUUUUGCAAAAAUGGACACUUUUAAUGCAGGUAAAAUGCACCUGAGUGAAUUUGUGCUCUUUUUUAACACAGAAAAAUGCUCUUUUAAUGCAUUUUUUUUUCCAUAAAAUUUGGGUGCAAAAGAUUCACUUUUAAUCAGUAAAAACGGAAGUGCGUUUUAAGCGCGUUUUUUAGGGAUCAAAACGCACUUCUUUACUGAAGUGCGUUUAACUGCGUUUUUUAACCCCAAAAUGCGCACUUAAAACACAGUUGAGUGCGUCUUUUCUAGAAGUGCGUUUUUACCUCCAAAAAGCGAACUAAAAACGCACUUUCAAGAAGUGCGUAUUCUUUCUAAAAAAACGCACUUAAGUGCGUUUUAACUGCGCUUUUUGGAGGUAAAAAACGCACUUCCAGAAAAGACGCACUCAACUGCGUUUUAAGUGCGCAUUUUAUAAAAAAAAAAACGCGGUUUAAACACACUCAGUGCGUUUUUUUUUUGUGUAAGUUCGUUUUAAGUGUAUUUUUUUUUGUUAAAAAACGCACUUAAAAUACACUCAAGUGCGUUUUUAGUGCGUUUUUUGUAAAAAGUGCAGAAAAAAUACGCUUAAGUGCGCUUUUCUGUUCAAUUUUAUUCACUUUUUACGCAGUCGGUAAGAAAAAUACGCUUAAAAACGCAGUGCCAAUACCGCUGCGUUUAACGCGCGUUUUCUGCACGUUUAACGCGCGUUAAACGCGCGUUUUCCGCACUUUUUUGAGAAGGGUACAUAGGAUCACAUGUUACACCAAAACAUUAUGAAAUGGUCUCAUUCUGACUAAACCUCGUUAUCUGUGUUUUUAUGUAUUUUUUCCUCCUACCAUAAAAAAAAAAUCAAUGAAAAAAAGUUCAAAACAGUAAUUGACAAUUAUUCCACUUGCAUGAGUAGUGUUUCGUUACCCUUGGUUCUAAAUAUACCGGUUUUGUUGCCCAUUUUAACCCUUUCCCACACCCACCCACACAUACAAUAUACAGUGUAGCUAUUACCCUAAUUAAUGCAUUCCAGCUUUUUAGCCAUAAAUUGUUUUAUAGUGUGUUUUCUUUUGCUUUGUACAAGAGUAUGUGUAGGAAAGCGUAUGAAUGUGUAAUGUACUUAUGUAAUAUAUGGUAUAUAUAUGUAAAGAAUAUUAUAUACUUGUGUUUCAUUUAUAAUUUUGUUAUACUAUAUUCAGUGUGUUGUGAAAUGUUGAUGCACAGUUUUCAAAUGAACCACAGCAAGAAGUAAGUGCCCACUGUUCUAUUUCUGAUUUUUUUUGUGACUCCAAAUAUUUCAUUACUGUAUCAUUUAUGCAAACUCACUGUAUACACAUGUUCAAUGGUGUUUGAAAUAAGAAUACAUGUGACAUUUGUGUUGAAAAGUAAGCCAUUUACAUUUUGUUUGUGAUCAUUUGGAUUGAUUUUUUUCUGAAUUAUUAUUUAGCAGACUAUAAUGUGUGGUCAGUACACAGUUAAAGAAAUGUGAUUUUCGUAUUGAAAUGUACUUGAUACAUCUGGUAAGAUUUCCGUAAAGUCAUCACCUUUAAUAACAUGCCUUAAAAAUACAAAUAAAAUAACAAGGUUCUCUGAAACACUGAAAUUCUGCAAUGAAAUAGUUAUCAUUGAUUAAAAAAUAACCACACAAUGAGAAUGAAAUGUUUGUCAUGAAAAUUUGUAAAUUGUAUGCAUUAUUACUCACUUGUAUGUUUUAAAUAGUCAUUAUUUGAUGCUUAAAUUCAAUAAAAUGAAUAACUCC
This is a messenger RNA of Mya arenaria, 12228 nucleotides long. Its product is annotated as integrin alpha-6-like. Lineage: Eukaryota; Metazoa; Mollusca; Bivalvia; Myida; Myidae. Gene Ontology annotation, biological process: cell-cell adhesion; cell adhesion mediated by integrin; integrin-mediated signaling pathway. The transcript is spliced from 27 exons. The record is from RefSeq and is a predicted model, not a curated record. Gene Ontology annotation, cellular component: integrin complex; external side of plasma membrane. Gene Ontology annotation, molecular function: integrin binding. Bases 180 to 3668 code for a protein of 1162 amino acids.